Molecule: messenger RNA, 3081 nt
Organism: Colletotrichum truncatum
Lineage: Eukaryota; Fungi; Ascomycota; Sordariomycetes; Glomerellales; Glomerellaceae
Product: SYG1-like protein
Biological process (GO): cellular response to phosphate starvation; phosphate ion transport
Cellular component (GO): Golgi apparatus; cytoplasm; plasma membrane
Molecular function (GO): inositol hexakisphosphate binding
Source: RefSeq, a predicted model, not a curated record
AUGAAGUUCGCAAAGGAGCUCGAGCAGGACCUCGUACCAGAAUGGCGCAUCAAGUACCUUAAUUAUAAGGCGGGGAAGAAGUACAUCAAGGCCGUUUCCCGCGCCAUCAAUCGCGCCAACGGUAGCCCUCAGGGUCAGGCGAACAAGAACAACAAUCACCUAAGUUCCGGCUUCUUUCACGUUCAAUCCCCUUUCAAUAGCCAGAGACAUGGCAACGAUUCGAACCGGGGACACCUCGACGAGCGCACGUCGCUGCGUGACAGCCCGGCACCAGUUGGGUCAGCACGCCAAAAGACUGCGACACCUUCACGAGCGAUACCGGCACCGACAAAUAACGAGCGCAAUGGCCUGACGAACAGCUCAAACGAUAUGCAGUAUGGGAGCUUUGUUCAUACCCCGCCUCAUCAGGAAACCGGAGCUCCUUUACAUCGGAAGACGACGUUCGAACUGCCUGGCCCUGCCAUACGAGUGCCGUCUAAUGCGAGUGAACCAAGCCCCCAGCCUGCGCCGCUGCUGGACAACAACCUGGCGGCGAGAAGGGAAUUGAAAAGGAGCAAGACUACGGCUGAGGAUGCUCAUCUUUCCGCUCCGCCACCAGCACCAGAGCCAACCCGUACCCCGUCAACCCUGAGGCUUCCUCACUCUGCGACGAUAGGGCCGGGGUCAGGUACUUCACCACGGGCUGGUCUGCGGAGGUUGUUUUCUGCCUCACCCCUCAACCGGGCUGGCACGAACCCGGAAUAUGGUCUUCAAGGCCUGGCAAUGGACAUUGUCAGACAGAAAGAGAAGGAGUUUUAUGAGUUUCUGGAUUCAGAGUUGGACAAGGUGGAGACAUUCUACAAGAUGAAGGAAGACCAGGCUGGUGAGCGUCUCGCCGUGCUUAAAGAACAGCUGCACGAGAUGAGGAACCGGCGGACGCAGGAACUGCAAGCUCAGAAGAGACAGGCCGAGACCGAGUACUUGAACGGAGGCAACGGCGACAUGGACGACUCGAAGAAAGGUCCCCUUGGCUGGAUGGAUCCUGUAAAGUCCAAGAUAUUCAGGCCUGGUCCCAACUCCCGCGCUCUUCAAAAGAUGGCCCAGACCCCCGUCAUGGCACCGAGGGAGGGACACGACGCCAGACGGGACUACAUCCGCAGACCCCCCGAGCACGAGGUGCCCUAUCGGUCUGCGAAACGCAAGCUGAAGCUCGCAUUGCAGGAGUUCUACCGAGGUCUCGAGCUGCUUAAGUCGUACGCCCUCCUCAACCGGACGGCAUUCCGAAAGCUCAACAAAAAGUACGACAAGGCCGUCAACGCCCGCCCGCAGUAUCGAUACAUGAACGAAAAGGUCAACAAGUCGUGGUUCGUCAACAGCGAUGUCCUGGACGGACACAUCAAGGCGGUCGAGGACCUCUACGCGCGCUACUUUGAGCGUGGUAACCACAAGAUCGCGGCCGGCAAGCUGCGCAGCAUGGCCCGCAGGCCCGGCGACGAGUCCGGCAGUGCUUUCAGGAGCGGAAUUCUCAUCGGCACGGGUGCUGUGUUUGCCAUUCAGGGAGCCGUCUUUGGAGUGCAACUCCUGUGGGACGAUGACGCCAGGGUACGCGAACAGACGAGCUACCUGUUGCAGAUUUACGGCGGUUAUUUCCUCAUGCUCCUGCUGUUCUGCAUGUUCUGCAUCAAUUGUGCCAUCUGGACCAGGAACAAGAUCAACUACCCGUUCAUCUUUGAAUUCGACACCCGAAACAACCUCGACUGGCGUCAGCUGGCCGAGUUCCCGAGCUUGUUCGCCUUGAUAUUUGGUCUCUUCUUAUGGCUCAACUUUAGCGAAUACGGCACCGAAGACAUGUACGAGUACUACCCGGUAGCCUUAAUCGCCAUCUCGGCGGCCAUCAUCCUCUUGCCCGCGCCUGUGCUCAUGCCUAGGAGCCGGAGAUGGUUUGCUUAUGCUCAUUGGCGUCUCCUGCUAGCAGGCCUAUACCCCGUCGAGUUCAGAGACUUCUUCCUCGGCGACAUUUACUGUUCUUUGACAUACGCCAUGUGUAACGUCGAGCUGUUCUUUUGUAUAUAUGCCAACGCCUGGGUGAACCCGGUGCAGUGCAACUCGAGCCACUCACGGGUCCUCGGUUUCCUCGGCGCCCUCCCGCCCAUCUGGCGUUUCCUCCAGUGUCUUCGUCGAUAUAGAGAUACCCGCAACAUAUUCCCCCAUCUAGUGAACGGCGGUAAAUACACCAUGUCUAUCCUGGCCGCCAUGUCGCUCUCCAUCUACCGGAUCGACGGCACGAGGGGCAAUCUAGCCAUGUUCAUCACCUUUUCCACCAUCAACGCCGUCUACACAUCAAUCUGGGAUCUGUUCAUGGACUUUUCCCUGAUGCAGCCGCAAUACCAUCUCCUCCGAGAAAUCACAGCCUUGAAAAAGCGCUGGCCGUACUACCUAGUCAUGGUCCUCGACCCCAUCCUCCGCUUCGCGUGGAUCUUUUACGCCAUCUUCACUCACGACGCCCAACACUCCACCAUUGUCUCCUUCCUCGUUGCACUAGCCGAGGUCAGUCGUCGCGGCAUGUGGACGCUCUUCCGCGUCGAGAACGAGCACUGCGCGAACGUCAAAGUAUACAAGGCGUCUCGCGACGUGCCGCUGCCGUACCGAAUGGAACCUCUCGUCUCGCCGUCGCCGACGGUCUCUAGCGCUUUCAAGGAUACCAACAUCACGGAGACGAACGGCACCGCGCAGGCGGUGGAGGCGGCGACGUCGGGCACUACCACGGCGGCAGCGGCGUCGCAGCGCGCCGAGCAGGGCACGGUCAGACGGCGCAGGCCCAGCUUUGCCGCGCCGCCGCAGCGCAGUUUCUCCAAGAUCUUGGCCGAGGCGCACAGGCAGGACUUUGAGAAGAGGAGGAAGCCGAUCGAGGUCGACGAGCCGCAGUUGGAGGAGGCAGGGGGCAUGGCUAGCGACGACGACGACGAUGACGAUGAGGGGUCCGUGUCGGAUGAGGAUCCGGAGGACAUGAAUAUGCUCUCGCCGGACGCGGAUUCGAUGGAGAUUAGACAGGCGGCGGCUUAUGCUGACGAUGGUAUGGCGGAGCGUGGCGGGGUGAGGUGA